UUGAUGAAUCAACCCGCUCAGACUGGAGCUAGCGGUCCUCGUUCGCGCUUCAGAUACAUUUCACCCGGCUGGUCGAGCUCAUGCUCUGUGAGAGGAUAGAUUUUAUUUGUUUAAAUUCAGUGCCAUUGCAGUUGCAUUUUUGGAGUGUCUGUGUGGAUCAAAAAAGAACCCGUGUCCUUAUUUGGAAUUUCGUCAAAACCUGAAAAGAGACAGCGCAUCAAAAACAAGAAAAAAAAGAUUAUCUUUAAUUCUUUAUUCAGAGAUGGUGAAGAAAAGUAGCGGAUCCGUUUCAGAAGGAGAUCACCAGCAAAGGAAUAACAUGGAUCGAGGUAGAAGUAAUACGGCGUUCGAGCAGGAAGAGGAUGACGGCCGUCUUUCUUCCAGUACACCUGUGCGGAAUCCGCCGAAAGCUCGACAACGCCAGCAAGUCCGCGAUCCAUCGGCUAAUGAAUUCAACAACGCCGCUUUCGAACAGGAUGACGACCAACAAUCCAUCACUCCGCCGCCACCUUAUCCGAGCGAGCCGAUCACCGCCGAUGGACAGGUGUCGCCAAUGGCGAUGGAGGAUGCCAAGACCACCGAAAGAGAAACGUGGGGCAGUCCGCUGGAAUUCUUGCUGUCAUGCAUCGCCAUGUCCGUCGGCUUAGGCAAUGUUUGGCGUUUCCCUUACACGGCGUACAAGAAUGGCGGCGGUGCGUUCCUCAUCCCUUACAUCAUUGUGCUGCUCUUCAUUGGCAAGCCAUUGUAUUUUCUGGAAAUGGCCAUGGGUCAAUUCUCCAGUUAUGGAUCUGUCAAGGUCUGGGAGAUUGUGCCCAUUCUAAAAGGUGUCGGGUACGGUCAAGCGUUAGCGACGUGGUUCGUCGUGACCUACUACUGCGUCCUUAUCGCCAUCACGCUCUUUUACUUUUUUUCGUCCUUCCAAACGAUUUUGCCUUGGAUGGUCUGCGACCUGAGUUGGCUCUCAGCCGACAACUGCUACAACAGCAGCGCAGACACCAAUCUGACCAGCUUUAACAUUUCGGGACUCAAAUCCUCGUCAGACAUUUUCUUCAGGGAAGAGGUAAUGAAGAAGAUCGAUUCAAUCGACGAUGGAAUUGGUUUACCCGACUGGAAACUGUCAUUGUGCCUACUUCUGGCUUGGAUUAUUAUCUGUGCUAUCCUCAUGAAAGGGGUGGCAUCGUCGGGAAAGGUCGCUUAUUUCACCGCUCUAUUCCCCUACGUUGUGCUGAUUACUUUGCUGGUGCGCGGAGUGACGCUGGAAGGCGCUUCUGAUGGCAUCCUCUACUUUAUCCGUCCCGACUGGCCGAAACUGCUCGACGCCAGUACCUGGUAUGCGGCUGUGACGCAGUGCUUCUUUUCCCUGUCGGUGGGCUUUGGACCCAUCGUCAUGUUCUCCAGCUACAACCCAUUCCGGCACAAUAUUUACAGGGACGCUGUUAUCAUCAGCUUAAUGGAUACCUUCACUAGUUUCCUUGCCGGCAUAACCAUUUUCUCCAUUCUGGGUAAUCUGGCUCACGAAUCCGGGAAAAACGUGACAGACGUCGUCUCGGCUGGAACCGGCUUGGCAUUCGUCAGCUAUCCCGAUGCAAUCGCUAAAUUCCAAUACGUCCCUCAAUUCUUUGCCGUCAUGUUCUUCCUGAUGUUGCUCACGCUGGGGAUCGGAAGUGCCGUGUCGCUGACCGGAUGCGUCGUCACCAUCAUCUGCGAUGAUUUUCCGCACUGGAAGCGGUGGCUGGUCGUCACUGGAAUUUGUCUCAUCGGAUUCAUUUCUGGAUUAGUUUACGUCACUCCCGGUGGACUGAUCGUGCUGGACAUUGUCGAUUACUUUGGUGGCGGUUUCAUCAUUUUCCUGAUGGCCACUAUCGAAACAAUUGGCAUCUGCUGGAUUUACGGACUCAACCGGUUCGUCCGCGAUAUUGAAUUCAUGCUCGGCAUCAAGCUGAGCGCUUACUGGAAAAUCACGUGGGCUUACAUUAUUCCGGCUGUCUUGGUCUUCAUCUUCUGCUACGCCAUGGGCACCUACACUCCAUUGAAAGAUGGCGACUAUGUCUAUCCCGCGGCAGCUACCGGUGCUGGAUGGUUUCUAGCGGCUAUAGCAGUCCUUCAAGUCCCUCUGUGGGCCGCAAUCGCGAUUUACCGCCAGGAGAAUUGCAGCAAUCUCUUCGAGCGCAUUAUGAGCAGUAUCAAGCAGACGGACCACUGGGGCCCCAAGAAUCCGGCCCAUCGCCUAGAGUGGAAGAAAUUCCAAAUGGAAAAACCCCAUCACCACACCUCCUAUUCGGCUCGAUUGUGGAUCCCGAAAAUCCCGUCACGAAUGACCUACGACGUCUCCACUUGCAACAACAAUCCGCUACCGGCCAAGGAUGCCAGUCACCAGCGUACCAAAGUGACUUCAGCUCCCCAUUCGCGCUCAACGUUCGAGAACGAAAUCGCUGAUUAAUUAAUUAUAAAUCGAAAAUUAUAAUUUUCUAUAGCGAUGAUAUUCGAUUUUAUAUGCGAUUUUUGAAUUUCCUUCAUUGUUUUUAAUAUUUUUUUGCAAAGAAAAACUUUAAUUUUUUUUUAACGCGGACUAUUGUACAGUUAAUGUCCUUGAUCGUUCAAAUAUACAUCAGUGAUUA
This is a messenger RNA of Daphnia pulicaria, 2618 nucleotides long. Its product is annotated as sodium-dependent nutrient amino acid transporter 1-like. The transcript has 13 exons. The record is from RefSeq and is a predicted model, not a curated record. Bases 263 to 2440 code for a protein of 725 amino acids. Lineage: Eukaryota; Metazoa; Arthropoda; Branchiopoda; Diplostraca; Daphniidae. Gene Ontology annotation, biological process: sodium ion transmembrane transport. Gene Ontology annotation, cellular component: membrane. Gene Ontology annotation, molecular function: L-amino acid transmembrane transporter activity.